Messenger RNA from Pseudopodoces humilis (Tibetan ground-tit), 932 nucleotides. NCBI's taxonomy places the organism in Eukaryota, Metazoa, Chordata, Aves, Passeriformes, Paridae. The record is from RefSeq and is a predicted model, not a curated record.
GGAUUCCCUUCCCUGGAGGCACUCACCUGAUCCCUGCAGGAAUGGCCACGGGGCUCAGGGCUUCUCCACCAGUUGUGAUCCUGCUCCUGUCCCUGCUGGGUCUGGCUGCUGCUGGGAAGCUCCUGGUGGUGCCGGUGGAUGGGAGCCACUGGCUCAGCAUGCGGGAAGUGCUGGACAUCCUGAGGCAGAGGGGACACGAGGUGGUUGUGGUGGCGCCUGAAGUCUCCUUGCACAUCAAACCAUCAGAGACCUUUGUGAUGAAAAUGUACCCAGUUCCCUACACACAGGAAGAUUUGAAGAAAGAAUUCCAGGCAUUUUUUCAUUUUUCAUUUGAACAAGGAUCUUUUCUGGAAAGAUUUAUUAAAGCGUACCAAGGUAUUAAAAGAAUCACUAACUUUGGGGUCUCCAGCUGUGAACAUCUCCUGCAAAACAAAGAGCUCAUCAGGUACCUUGAGGAGAGCAAGUUUGAUGCUGUCUUUACAGACCCAGUCUUACUCUGUGGGGCCAUCCUGGCGAAGCACCUUUCACUUCCUGCCGUGUAUUUCUUACGUGGAAUACCAUGUGGUUUAGAUUUUGAAGCCACUCAGUGUCCCAGGCCCCCUUCCUAUGUUCCCAGGGGAUUUACACAACUUACAGACCUCAUGACCUUUCUCCAGCGGGUGAAGAACCUACUUCAUGACAUCCCAAAUACUUUCCUCUGUGAUUUUGCCUUUGAACCCUAUUCAAAAUUGGCAUCUGAGUUCCUCCAGCAGGACGUAACUGUGCAGGAUCUCUUACGCCAGGGCUCUGUUUGGCUCCUGAGGUUAGAUUUUGUGCUUGACUACCCAAGGCCUUUGAUGCCCAACAUCAUUCCAAUUGGAGGAGUAAACUGUGCUCACAAGGAGCUACAUCAGGCAGCUGUUCCUUCUUGCUUUGAAAGGAUUCGCAGUUGA